This is a messenger RNA of Leptonychotes weddellii (Weddell seal), 2041 nucleotides long. The record is from RefSeq and is a predicted model, not a curated record. NCBI's taxonomy places the organism in Eukaryota, Metazoa, Chordata, Mammalia, Carnivora, Phocidae.
AUGGCUGGAGCCGAGAGCAAGCGGCGGAGACUCUUGGGUGUCAGGAUAGGGCGGUGCCGCCCCAGGCUGUUGGUGACACUGUGGGCGGGGUCUCCCCACCAGGUGGUGCAGAAGCUGACGCAGAUGGUGGGGAAGAACGUGAAGCUGUACGACAUGGUGCUGCAGUUCCUGCGGACCCUCUUCCUGCGGACCCGCAACGUGCACUACUGUACGCUGCGGGCCGAGCUGCUCAUGUCCCUGCACGAGCUAGACGUCGGCGACAUCUGCUCUGUGGACCCCUGCCACAAGUUUACCUGGUGCCUGGACGCCUGCAUUCGUGAGCGGUUUGUGGACAGCAAGAGGGCCCGGGAGCUGCAGGGGUUUCUGGAUGGAGUGAAGAAGGGGCAGGAGCAAGUCCUGGGGGAUCUGUCCAUGAUCCUGUGUGACCCCUUUGCCAUCAACACGCUGUCACUGAGCACCGUCAGACACCUGCAGGAGCUGGUCGGCCAGGAGACGCUGCCCAGGGACAGCCCUGAUCUCCUCCUGCUGCUCCGGCUGCUGGCCCUGGGCCAGGGGGCAUGGGACAUGAUUGACAGCCAGGUCUUCAAGGAGCCCAAGAUGGAGGUGGAGCUCAUCACCAGGUUCCUGCCCAUGCUCAUGUCCUUCGUGGUGGACGACCAUACCUUCAACGUGGAUCAGAAGCUCCCAGCUGAGGAGAAAGCCCCAGUCACGUACCCAAACACGCUUCCAGAGAGUUUCACCAAGUUCCUGCAGGAGCAGCGCAUGGCCUGCGAGGUGGGGCUCUACUAUGUGCUGCAUAUCACCAAGCAGAGGAACAAAAACGCGCUCCUCCGCCUGCUGCCCGGGCUCGUGGAGACCUUUGGCGACCUGGCGUUUGGUGACAUCUUCCUGCACCUGCUCAUGGGGAACCUGGCGCUGCUGGCUGACGAGUUCGCCCUGGAGGACUUCUGCAGGAGCCUCUUCGACGGCUUCCUCCUCACAGCCUCGCCCAGGAAGGAGAGUGUGCAGCGACAUGUGUUGCGGCUCCUCAUCCACCUGCACCACCGGGUGGCCCCGUCCAAGCUGGAAGCCCUGCGCAAGGCGCUGGAGCCCACUGGCCAGAGUGGAGAGGCAGUGAAGGAACUUUACUCUCAGCUCGGAGAGAAACUGGAGCAGCUGGAGCACCGAAAGCCCAGCCCAGCCCAGGCCACAGAGACUCCGGCCCUGGAGCUGCCCCUCCCCACUGUGUCCGCUCCGGCUGGGCUCUGAGGCUUCACCGGGGCUGCUCAGGACUGGGCAGGGCCCCUGGUGGGUCUGGAACCUUGGCUGGCCAGGAGGAGCUCCCCUGGACUUGGAGUGUCAGGGACCCCACCUCUCCUGAAGGCAGACUGGCUGCUCAUGGGGCUGGGCUGGAUGGAGCUGAGCACCACCCCUGCCCCCGGAUGUCCUGCACGUGGGGCACCCUUCCGCUGUGCCUCAGCCCCACCCUGACCUGGAUCCUGGGACCUGUGUUCUUGCUCCUCGUAGGCCCCUGUCUGCUUCUUUGGAGGACAGCUCUGGCUCUGAUGUGCCCAGCUGCCUCCUUGAACUCACUCCCAGGCUGUGGAAAGCUUCUGGCUCAUUCCUGCCUCCUGUUGUGGGUUUUCACUUCUGUAGGGGAGGCAGACUGGCAGCAGUUGGGAUUAAGAAAAAGCCACCUUUUUCCAUGGGGAGAGGGCAGGGGGACCCAGGCCUGAGGGAAGCGGUGGGCCCAGCACUGUUGGCACCGAUUGGCAGAAUUAUGUGGCUUGCUGGGUCCGAUCAUCUGCAGGUUGAACCUGGCUUCUUCUGAGGAGCUCCUGAGUGUUUCACAGUGGAUGGUCUGGCCAACCCACGGCCCCACAGGCAGCGAAUUGUUUCUCCCCUGGCCAGCAGCACCCCGUGUAGCAGGCGUGGCUGAGGAGUGGCUGCCUCAGUUUACCCUUGGAGCGGUGUGCUCAGCUGCACCGUCUUGGUCGAGUGAGAGCUGUUGCACACAGUGAGACUUUCGCUUAUGUAAAUAAAAGGUGUUUAGGUAAAUCCA